UCCUCCUGCCACAUGGUGGCGCUGCAGUACCACGGAGUCCUGUCCACUUCCGCUGGUUGGAAGGACUCCUGUGGCAGAUUCGACAGAAAUUUCAAUAGAAUGGAGGAUCAAAAAGCGGCCGGUGCCGUGUUUAUGUGUCGGCUGUGCCACCUCUUCUCUCCCAGUCGCGCCCAGCUGCUCUCCCAUUGCUCCGCACUGCACAGCGAGCAGCAGCCUCCUGAUGACAUCAUCGUCGCCCUGCGGCCUCUCGCAGGAGACCCCGCGGAGGCGCCUGCAGACAGACCAGUGAAGCGAAAACGAGGACGACCAAAAGGCUCAAAAAAGAAAUCGCGCACCGAUUUGACAGAGAGCAAGGCUGACUCUACCCAGUCUGAUGUUCAGAGAGACGAAGAAAAGGAGAAGGGAGAUGAACAAAGUAGCUCAGCAACAGGCAAAAGCCAUGACAGGAUACUGGGGCUUGAAUGUCGAGACUGCCAUCGCUCCUUCAGCAAUAGACGACAGAUACGCAAACACAUAUGCUUGAGAGAAGAGGAUGAGGAAGACGAAGAGGAGAAUGGAAGCCCCUGUGGUGGAGCAGGAAUCGAUGGUUCUGGGAGUCUGGACCCUGAGGGAGCGGAUCCACUGCAGAGCCCCGUAAAACCAGCACUCGUGAGAAAAAAAGGUGUGGGCGGCUUCAGACCCCCGAGAACCGGUCGAAGCCGCACCUCCAAAGAAGGACGCUCAACAGCGGUAAACAAAAUGUCGGUCUUCAGUGUUGUUCUCACAGAAGAUGAAACCCUUCCAGGUGUUUCUAAAAUGGUUCAAGUAGAUGAAAGUUCAGUGGAGACGGAGUCUUCGACCAUUAAACCUCAGCAGUCUGCAGUUUUGCAGAGUCAGUCACAAGACCCUGCAAGGGAGGCCAUUAACUGCGAGGGAAACCCUGAAACCGAUCAGGAGCCAAGCAGUGUGAUCCCUUUGUCCUCAACAACAACAACACCAACAACAGCAGCAGCAGCAGCAGCCAGCAGAGGAUUCCAGGAAUAUUCUAUCAAGCAAGAUGCUACAAAUUCAAUUCAGAGCCAGUUGAAGAUCUUUUCCUGUGAGUUCUGUAACAAGAUCUUUAAAUUCCGACACUCACUGAUGGCCCACCUCAGGACACACACCCAGGAGAAACCUUUUCAGUGUCCACACUGUGACUACGCAUCGGCCAUUAAAGCCAACCUGAGUGUUCACCUGAGGAAGCACACGGGAGAGAAGUUCAGCUGUCAGCACUGUCCUUUCAACUGCCUCAGCCCGGGACACCUCAAGGUGCACAUAGAGCGAGUCCAUCUGAAGGUGAAGCAGCACUGCAGCUUCUGUGAGAAGAAAUACUCCGACGUAAAGAACUUGCUGAAACACAUUGAGAAGCGACAUAACAUGAAAGAUCCUUCUAUCCACCAGAGCUACCAACAACUAAGGUUGAAGACUCGUCAGGGCCUCAGGCAGCUCCUCUACCACUGUCCCACCUGUAACCGGCGCUUUAAGAACCUGCUGGAGAGGGAGCGUCACCUGCUGGUCCACGGCCCCCGGCCUCCCUUUGCCUGCCUCAUCUGCGAUCAUGCUUCAACAAAGAUGGCCACCCUCGCCGCUCACGUCAGGAAGCACCUCUUCCUCUACACGUGCUGCGUGUGUGACGGGAAGUUUGUCAGCUCCCAGAGACUGAGUAGUCAUUUGAAAGAGUCCCACCAGGCGCUCGACCAGAAGCAGGCCUUUGCAGACUGCAUCAACAACAGCUACUACCUGGUGCAGCCUGGAGGAGGGAUGUGGGGGGAAGACGAGAGGGAAGACACAGAGAAAGGGACAAAGGAAGGAUGGCCCAGGACCGAGCAGGAGGGUGAAUAUGAGAGAGUGACGGAGGAGGGCAGACAAAAUGGCCUCGGGGCGGACGGGUGCCGGGAUGGGAAAGCAAAGCGGCUGAAAGUGGCACCAAGCGAAGGCCUGGGGCAAGAGGAGGAAGUAGAAGGAUCUAAAUCUGCGGGUGAAAGAGCAGAAAAUGCCCCGGGGAGAGAAGGAGAAAUAGAAAAUGGAAGUGAACAGCAAGGUUCCCAAGAUGGUGUCCAUCAAGCUGUUUCUACAGGAAGCACAACUCCCUCUGACCAGAAGGAUGAAGGAACAGCUGAGGAAAAGUCACAGGACAGCAGGGCAGACGCGUGCACCCCUCCAACUAGAGACGAUACACACACACCUCUGUUAGAGAAUGGCAAUCAAGAAAACACAAACCCAUCUGAUGAGAACACACAAACCCCUUCAGGGGAAAAUGGUCAAACUCCACUUUCAGAAAGCGUGACGGAUGUUUUCCAUCAGAGUGCGUUCCAGAAGGUGAUCUCAUCACUUCAGAAGACUCAGCUCAAUAUGGAGUCUUUCCAACGACUCAGGAAGGUUUACGGAGAGCUGGAGUGUCAAUACUGUGGUAAACUGUUCUGGUACAAAGUCCACUAUAACGCCCAUGUACGCACGCACACCAAGGAGCACUCGCAUUACUGUUCAAAGUGUAGCUACUCGUCCAUCACCAAGAGCUCUUUGAAGCGACACCUGAUCCAGAAGCACAGCGGUUUGCUGCUGCCCUGCUCACAUCCCGCCUGUCAAUACACCACACCUGACAAGUACAAACUUCAGGACCACUUGAAGACACAUCAGGAGCAGGGAAAGACUGCAACUUGUCCUGUCUGCCAGAAGAGCUUUUCCCAGCGAAGACUUAAACAACACAUCAAAGCAUCCCACCCUGAAACACUACCAUUGCAGGGAAAGGGAGUGAUGGUUCAGCGUGCAGAGAAGUGCCCCUACUGCGACUCCUACUUCUUAAAGAACAGCAGUGACUUUCAGCGGCACAUCUGGUUCCAUCAAGGUGUGAAGCCCUUCGUCUGCCACUUGUGCGACUACGCAGGCCGCAGUCGGAGUAACCUGAAGACUCACAUGAACCGACACAACACAGAGAGGCAUCACCUGUGUGAUCUGUGCGGUAAAAAGUUCAAAUCUAAAAACACGCUCAAAAGCCACAGGCUAAGCCACUCUGAUGAAGGGAAGCGGUUUCAAUGUUCAGAGUGUGACUUCACCUCGGUCUUCAAACCUUCGUUGCUCAGACACAUGGAGCAACACGCGGAGUACAAGCCAUUCCGCUGUGCUCACUGCCGCUACUCUUGUAACAUCGCUCGACCCUUGAAACGACACUACAACAUGAAACACCCAACCGAGAAAUAUCAGAAUGUCGGACCUGGACUGCCGAACGCCGAUGCUCUGAAACAGCAAGGUGGUAUGAAGUGUCCUGAAUGUGAGUUUGUUUAUGGAACCAAAUGGGAGCUGAACCGCCAUCUGAAGCGCAAGCACAGUCUAAAAGUGGUGGAAGGUUCCUGGGAGGUUGGGGAGACGGUGGAGGCCCAGUUUGUUGCUGUGGAAGACGAAGAGCAGCUGACAGAAGUAACUGUAGCAUCCCUGCAGGACAACGUCGAUAUCCAGCAGACCACUGAAUGCAAUUCAGAGACGCUCGACGCCGUCACUUCAAUGGUGGCCAUGGCUCCGGGCACUGUUACCGUUGUGCAACAGGUGGCUGGCGAGCAGGAGGACGACGAGUGCACAAACCAGCUGAUGGUGGUGAAUGCAGACGGGGAUCUAACUGGUGACCAAGUGAUGGUUGUGGAGGACGCAGAGAGCCUGGAGGCUCUGUCAGUUCUCACUCAGGGAGACAACACUCACCACUACAUUGUCUACGUCCAGGAACACACUGUAGAAAUCAACUAGUAAAGCUUGCAAAUUUAACAUCUGCAUGCAAGAGUGUAGUGACAUAAAAUGUACCAAUGGACAGUGCAUUCAGGAUUUAAUGAAUGUUUUCAAGUCAUCAUUAAGAAAUUCCAUUAUAAGAUUUAUUUUUCAGUCACUUAAUAAUGAAAAACUAGAAGUGCAAUAAUUGUUUAUGAUUAUAUGCAAUGUUUUGUACUUGCAAAAGUAUAUUUGAAUAAACCCUUGUCCUAAAAUGUU
This is a messenger RNA of Gasterosteus aculeatus aculeatus (three-spined stickleback), 3990 nucleotides long. It is a transcript of the gene zfat, whose product is annotated as zinc finger and AT hook domain containing. Lineage: Eukaryota; Metazoa; Chordata; Actinopteri; Perciformes; Gasterosteidae. Gene Ontology annotation, biological process: positive regulation of transcription by RNA polymerase II. Gene Ontology annotation, molecular function: DNA-binding transcription factor activity, RNA polymerase II-specific; RNA polymerase II cis-regulatory region sequence-specific DNA binding. The record is from RefSeq and is a predicted model, not a curated record. Gene Ontology annotation, cellular component: nucleus.